Messenger RNA from Acanthaster planci (crown-of-thorns starfish), 4438 nucleotides. Its product is annotated as fatty acyl-CoA hydrolase precursor, medium chain-like. Gene Ontology annotation, molecular function: acetylcholinesterase activity. Gene Ontology annotation, biological process: acetylcholine catabolic process; choline metabolic process. Lineage: Eukaryota; Metazoa; Echinodermata; Asteroidea; Valvatida; Acanthasteridae. Gene Ontology annotation, cellular component: plasma membrane. The record is from RefSeq and is a predicted model, not a curated record.
GUUCCGUCUGCAGUGAAGUUACCAAGGUGUAUAAUUGCUCACUGUCCGGCAAUGUUAGUGUAGGCUGUUCUUAUACACAGUAAGGCAACCAUUUUGUUCAGGAAAUGGCGCAAUUGAGUUUAUUUCUGGCUGUGUGGGCACUAGUUGCCUAUAAGGUGAAUGCUAACCCGGUUGUUAAUACCACAGCUGGAGAAGUCCAUGGUUUUAAGCGAGAGGUGAACGGGACCACAUGCUAUAUCUUCGCAGGGAUACCCUACGCCGAGCCGCCCAGUGGAACAUUGCGUUUCCGCGCUCCAGUCGCCAAAACCCCAUGGCGGGAUGUGUUCAAUGCAACAAAGUACGGUCCGUCCUGCCCUCAAGAUGCAGCGCGCAUCACUGCGUUUUUACCGGACCAGAUUCAGAUCCCUAGUGCUGCUAUGGAAAUAAGUGAGGAUUGCCUGACGCUGAACGUCUACACGCCGUCUGUCAACUUGAGCAGCAACUCGAACCUGGCUGUGGUGGUUUGGAUUCACGGAGGAAGUUACCGCAGCGGCCUGGGAAGUGCCUACGAUGCUUCGUACCUCGCCGUAAUGGGAGACCUCGUCGUUGUCACGAUGAACUAUCGGCUUGGUCCAUUCGGGUUUUUGUACACGGGGGACGAACACGCGCAGGGAAAUUUUGGCUUGUUGGAUCAGCAACUAGCCCUACAAUGGGUGCAGGAUAACAUCCAAGCUUUCGGGGGCGAUCCCUCCAUGGUGACCCUCGUGGGUCAGUCCGACGUCCACGGUGCACCUACCCUGCACAUGUUUGCUAAGGGUAGCCGGGCCCUUUUCCACCGGGUGGUAGCACAUAGCGGUGUUGUCGGCCCUGAAGGUCUCAAGGAAUCCGCCGAGGCGAUUGCGGACACAAAACUAUUGGCCCAAUUGGCCGGUUGUCCGAGCAAAUCCAGCGGUCCUCUGGUGGAGUGCCUUCGGAGAAAACAAGUGGAAGAUAUCGUGAAAACGGUUGACCCUUAUUUAUCAAUACAGAAAAAGUCAUCCUUCGCCUGGCGCCCUGUGUCCACCAGCGAGGUUUUCGUGAGACAGCCUGGGAACUCUAUGACCUACGACUUCCUCUCCAUCUUCAAUUCUGGCGAUGGUUCUGUGGCCUUAGAACUCAUGAAAGACCUGUUCCCAGAAUUCAACCUCACUAAGGGUUCGACCGAGGGCCAAUGGCAGCAGUGGUUGGAUGUCAACAUCGACAGACCAAAGCUGAUCGAUAAAGCUGUCGAGCAACAAUACGUUCGAAGGAAUGAGAGUAUCGCACGGAUGAGGGGUCUUUUCGACGCCCAAUUUGACCGCACCUUUUGCCGCUACGGCGUCGAGUCACUGCGUACCCUGCAGCCCCUGCUAUCUUCACGCCGACUCAUGAUUUUUGACCACCGCUCGUCGUCCGAGAGUCGUUUCCCGGAGCCGUACGACCUGGUGCCUCACGGUGCAGAGCUGCCGUAUGUUUUCGGACUGCCGUUCAAUGACUCCUGGAACUUCACGGACGAUGAACUGGAGCUCAGCCGUCGUAUGAUACGAUACUUAUCCAACUUUGCCAAAACUGGAGACCCAAAUACGGACGACGGGCAAGAUUCAUCGAACACCAGCCAGACCUGGCCUGAGUACGGCGACACCGAGACUUAUGUCACUACGAAUGUCUUACAGGAGAAGAUAGCUCAGCGGUACCGCAGUGACCGAGUCUACUUCUGGUGUGAGUACCUAGAUGAGUUGGAAGCUUCCGCCGAAGCGGCUUGCCCCGCCCGACCAGUUACAUCAGCGUCGUCAUGUGAGGAUCCCGUAAUCGGUAAGGGUUUAGGCUUUGCUCUCACCGUGGGGCAAGCUGAGACUCUGAUCGAGGCUUUCAUCUUCCUGAUCAUAGGCUUGCUGUGUGUGAGCCUUCUCCUGGUCGGGGCGAUGUGUGGGUACAAGUACAGACAUAGGGCUAUUUCACAACUGGACAUCAUGCAGGGCGAAGAAGGAGCUCUUAACAAAGCAACGGAGGCAUGGAUUGUGAACCCAUUUUCCACUGAGGACGGAAGCCGAAACGCCAUUACCGGUUCAGCCAGCGAUCAUACUUACCAGCUUCUACAAAGACGUCCACCAUCCCGUGUGACGUUCAGUGAAGUAGACGUCGAGGUGCUCCCUCCUCCCCCAGACAAUCUUAUCACUGAUGACACUCAAGACGGUCUGGAUGACAAGAUCCCUUCUCCCCCAGAGACUGUGGGCGAUGAGGACGAGGAUGCAGAUGAUUCUCCUCCGACCGAGGAGCUGGAGGAGCUCAACCUGUCGGACGAGUUCCACAUCGAUGAAGAUGGCAACGCCUCCUCGCCUGCCACGACCGUGUCUGCUGGAGUGGCUAGUCACGAGGAGACUGAUCCGGAUGAAGGGCCCACCGAUGAUGAUGAUGACGAUGGCGAUGCGAAUCUGGAGGCAGACAGUGAACCCACUGAUGAUGGAGACAUUCCGGAAUCAGAAGAGCCUGCAGGUGCCAAGCCCGACCGCGCCCCACUUGACGACUUUCAUUCUCUUAACCGCAGGCUGUCCAGUGAAUUCUACAACCGGCUAGAAAGCGCCCUCCCGCAGUAGUCACCUCGCACUCUCUAACACAAUUGUGUAGCACAAGUAGACCCCUCAACGUAAACAGUCAUAAUUUGUAACAAAACAACCAAAAUGAUUAUCAAUGAGUAUCACCCUUUGAUCCAUUUCUCACGCUUUCCAAUUAUCGUUGCUCGGAAGUCGUAAAGUAUAGUCGUUGAUGGUUUAGUUCAGAAUUAGGUAUGUGCGGAUCGACGCUCCUGUGUGGCCGGAAGAAAUGGUAUUAACAGGAAUCUGUCAUUCCGAGACUAAAAGUGAGCACUUUACACAACCGGCUCACAAACAGAAGCACAAAACGGUCACUCAAGUACUCCAUCCGUAAUAUCACAUGUACCCACUCGAUUUCAAUCAGGCGCGAAGCAGUUCAUUGUCCUAACAAAGUGUCUUAAUUAACCCAGGGCACUGGCUCGAAGUCAGGGCCAUCAGCAGGAACACUCACACCUCUGAAGAUAUGUGCUCCAGCUGCUAUGGCACUCUGAAAUGACUAUUACGCGAAAGAAAACUGAGAAGGUAGAUGCGUUUUUUCACAACAGAAACCAUGCAAUCUCGUUGCUGCAUGAGGAGAAGGCUCAGCACAAAAACACUGAACUAGGUCAGUGGUGGGCAUACGUCAUGCAACAGGAUGGGAGUUUUUUAUGGUUUAUUCACUCUAGCGUUCGUGCAUGAAGAUCAUUGGGGUUCUCAUGACUGAGUCUUGUGCCCAAUCUUCGACUUGUUUUAGCGAGUCGUCCACUGAAUGUCAUAAUGUUAAUUGGAAAUUUGAUAUUAUACACAGAGCGUGUUAAUGAAUCAUGACGAAAACUAUGUUAUCUUGACGAGAAUGGUAUCUGGAAGUAGUUGGUACAACUAGAUGAUUCUCGCUGGUCAACCUUGUCAGUUCAAAGUGCAUGAAAAUAGUCAUUACAAUUUGAGUAAUUCUGAACAGAUACCAAAAUCCAUACCAAAAUGCGUGAAUCGGCACCCUUACGAUAUAUCUCUAGGCUGCUGACGAUGUCUUGUGGAGUAUGUCAAAACUACGAUUUGACACAAUUUGGGGUCAGAGAGCAAGACCCUUAGUAUUACCUUGUUUUGGAAAGUCAUUGUUAUAUUUACACGUAAACAUAAAACACAUGGAGUGAUUUUAGUCACAUAUUUUGGGCGUAAUUAAUUUUUCAUGCACUAUUGGUAUAAUGAUGAAUUUGUCACUUUUUGAUUUCUUUACCUACAAAUUUUGCACUUUAAGACCCGGUUCUUCCUUUACAGAAUAAAAAUAUUAAAAGUGAUUUAUGCCAUCCCUUUCAGAGACCAAACAGCACAUCCCGGUUUUAACAUGUUGAAAAUAUCAUAAAAAUAGUCUAGGUUCGCACUUAUCUCCAAUUUCAAAAUUUCAAGUGAUCGAAGUGAUGCUUAUAUCAACAUUAAAAAAGUUUUUUAUUUACAGUCAAGAACUAUAUAAAUAUACGUUUUUUAACUUUAAUAAUAGUCGAAUUGAUGUAGCUUACAACUUUUGUUUAUUGUAAAAUUCCUGAAUGAGGGCUGGAUUUCCUGUACAACCACGUAUCACUGGUUUUACCAGCUAAUGCUAUUUCUUUAACCCGUAAACCUAUACGCAUAGCCAGUUUUCCUUUUUCCCUGCUACCAAUGGAUUACGAACAAAAUAUGUUCGACAGGCAAGGAGCCAUUAGCUGGGUAGUAUUAUAUGGUGCAAAACGAGCUUAUGGUAUUAUCGUUGUAGCUUUGGGUGGCGGGUGAAUAUAGCCGACGUGUAUGCCUAGUGGUGGAUUUUAUUGAGUUACACAGAGGUGUGAUGAAAAAUUACGCAGAAAUGUGGCUAAUAAAAAAAAGUUGGAGAAAUAAAA